AUGGGGGAGGUGGAGCCGGGCCCCGCGGGCCCGCUCGAACCCUCGGAGCCGCCCGAAGCGCCCGCGAGCCGCCGGCCGGGCGGGAUCCGGGUACUGAAGAGAACUAUGAAACGCAAUGGGAGCAGACAUUGUCUGAAUAGGAGAAGUAGGUUUGGUUCUCGAGAGAGAGACUGGCUGCGAGAAGAUGUGAAGAGAGGCUGUGUUUACCUGUACGGAGCAGACACCGCCACGGCUACUGCAGCCAGCGUCUCCGCCGCUGCCUCCUCCUCCUCCGACUUACAUCUUGUCCUUUGCACAGUAGACACGCCAGCGUCAGAAAUUUGUGCUGGAGAGGGAAGGGAACGUCUUUAUUUGCAGCUUCAUGGAGACCUGGUCAGGAGACUGGAACCUACUGAACGGCCUCUUCAGAUUGUUUAUGAUUACUUGUCCAGGCUGGGAUUUGAUGACCCUGUGCGCAUACAGGAGGAGGCGGCAAAUCCUGACCUUGGCUGUAUGCUUCGAUUUUAUGGUGAAAAACCAUGCCAGAUGGAUCAUCUGGAUCGAAUCCUUCUGUCUGGCAUCUAUAAUGUACGAAAGGGAAAGACCCAGCUGCAUAAGUGGGCUGAACGCCUGGUUGUUCUCUGUGGCACCUGCCUCAUCGUUUCCUCAGUGAAGGAUUGUCAGACUGGAAAGAUGCACAUUUUGCCUCUGGUUGGGGGAAAGGUAGAAGAAGUGAAGCGACGUCAGUACUGCCUUGCUUUCAGCUCAGCUGGAGCCCAAGCUCAGACUUAUCACGUCAGCUUUGAGACUUUGGCUGAGUACCAGAGAUGGCAGCGGCAGUCAUCCAAGGUGGUGUCCCAGCGUAUCAGUACCGUGGACCUCUCGUGUCACAGCCUUGAGGAGGUUCCUGAGCAUCUCUUCUACAGUCAAGAUAUCACCUACCUCAACUUGCGACACAACUUCAUGCAAUUAGAAAGACCAGGGGGCCUUGACACUUUCUACAAAUUUUCUCAGCUUAAGGGCCUGAACUUGUCCCAUAAUAAGCUUGGGUCAUUUCCUGUAUUGUUAUGUGAAAUUUCUACCCUGACCGAGCUCAACCUUUCCUGUAAUGGAUUCCACGACCUGCCGAGUCAGAUUGGCAAUCUGCUGAAUCUUCAAACCCUCUGUCUUGAUGGCAACUUUCUGACUACUUUACCUGAAGAAUUGGGAAAUCUGCAACAGCUUUCCUCCCUGGGUAUUUCCUUCAACAACUUUAGUCAAAUUCCCAAGGUUUAUGAGAAACUCACUAUGUUAGAUAAAGUGGUUAUGGCAGGAAACCAACUGGAAGUGCUGAACCUGGAGGUGCUGAACUGUAUGAGCCACGUCAAACAUGUGGAUUUGAGGAUGAACCAUCUGAAAACCAUGGUUGAGAAUCUGGAGGGAAAUAAGUACAUCACCCACAUGGAUCUGCGGGACAAUCAGCUGACUGACUUAGAUCUUAGCUCCUUGUGCAACUUGGAGCAGCUGCAUUGUGAGCGGAACCAGCUGAGGGAGCUGACGCUCAGUGGCUUCUCCCUUCGAACUCUCUUUGCCAAUUCGAACAGGCUGGCAGCAGUGAAUGUCUAUCCAGUACCCAGUCUGCUCACUUCUCUAGAACUCUCCCGAAACCUGCUUGAGUGUGUCCCUGACUGGGCCUGUGAAGCAAAGAAGAUAGAAAUAUUAGAUGUGAGCUAUAAUCUCCUGACAGAGAUUCCUAUGAGAAUCCUUAGUAGCUUGAGUCUUAGAAAACUAAUGGUGGGACACAAUCACGUGCAGAACCUUCCAGCACUGGUGGAGCACAUCCCUCUCGAGGUGUUGGAUAUUCAGCAUAACUUGCUCACCAGGCUGCCAGAUACCCUCUUCUCUAAGGCCUUAAAUCUCAGAUACUUGAAUGCAUCUGCAAAUAGUCUGGAGUCUCUGCCAUCUGCUUGCACUGGGGAGGAGAGUCUGAGUGCACUGCAGCUGCUCUACCUGACCAACAACCUCCUGACGGAUCAGUGUGUGCCCGUCCUGGUGGGGCACCCGCACCUGCGAAUCUUGCAUCUUGCAAACAACCAGCUACAGACUUUUCCCGCAAGCAAACUAAAUAAAUUGGAGCAAUUGGAGGAACUGAACCUAAGUGGAAACAGGCUUAAAACCAUCCCCACGACCAUCGCAAACUGCAAAAGGCUGCACACGCUGGUGGCGCACUCCAACCACAUUAGCAUUUUCCCAGAAAUACUGCAGUUGCCUCAGAUACAGUUUGUAGACCUAAGUUGCAACGACUUGACCGAAAUCCUGAUUCCAGAGGCUCUGCCUGCUACUUUACAAGACCUGGACCUAACUGGAAAUACAAAUCUGGUUCUGGAACACAAGACGCUAGACACAUUUAGCCAUAUCACCACCCUGAAAAUUGAUCAGAAACCUUUGCCAACCACUGAUUCUACAGUUACAUCAACCUUCUGGAGCCAUGGACUGGCUGAGAUGGCAGGGCAGAGAAACAAGCUAUGUAUAUCUGCUCUAGCUGUGGAUAACUUUGCAGAGGGCGUGGGAGCUGUGUAUGGCAUGUUUGAUGGGGACCGAAAUGAGGAGCUCCCUCGCCUACUCCAGUGUACCAUGGCAGAUGUGCUUUUGGAAGAGGUACAGCAGUCAACAAAUGACACAGUUUUCAUGGCUCACACCUUCUUGGUAUCUCACAGGAAAUUAGGAAUGGCUGGCCAGAAGCUGGGCUCUUCUGCUCUCCUUUGUUAUAUCCGCCCUGACACUGCCGAUACAACAAGUAGCUUUAGCUUGACCGUGGCCAACGUUGGCACGUGCCAAGCAGUCCUGUGCCGAAGUGGGAAGCCACUGCCCCUGUCUAAAGUCUUCAGCCUGGAACAGGACCCAGAGGAGGCUCAGAGGGUGAAGGACCAAAAAGCCAUCAUAACAGAGGACAACAAAGUGAAUGGGGUAACCUGCUGUACCCGGCUGCUGGGCUGUACAUACCUCUACCCUUGGAUCCUCCCCAAGCCCCACAUAUCUUCCACUCCACUUACCAUUCAGGAUGAGUUGCUGAUUCUGGGAAACAAAGCAUUGUGGGAACACUUGUCAUACACAGAAGCAGUCAAUGCAGUGUGCCAUGUACAAGACCCAUUAGCGGCUGCCAAGAAGCUGUGCACAUUAGCGCAGAGCUAUGGUUGUCAGGACAAUGUGGGUGCGAUGGUGGUUUAUUUGAACGUUGGCGAGGAAGGCUGCACUUGUGAAAUGAAUGGGCUCACCCUCCCAGGUCCUGUGGGAUUUGCUUCAACCGCUGUCAUCAAGGACCCACCCAAGCCAACCACUCCUUCCUCCAGUAGUGGUAUUGCCUCUGAGUUCAGCAGCGAGAUGUCCACUUCAGAGGUGAGCAGUGAGGUGGGAUCCACUGCUUCUGACGAACAUAACACUGUUGGCCUGGAUGCUGGCUUGCUUUCAAGGCCAGAGAGGCGCUGCAGCCUCCACCCAACGCCCACCUCAGGGGUGUUUCAGCGCCAGCCGUCUUGUGCGACUUUCUCCAGUAACCAGUCUGACAACGGCCUGGACAGUGAUGACGACCAGCCCGUUGAAGGGGUCAUGACCAAUGGCAGCAAGGUGGAAGUAGAAGUAGAUAUCCACUGCUGUAGGGGGAGGCAGCUUGAGCACUCUCCCACUCUUAGGGAGAAUUCUCCUACCUUGUGCCUCGAGGAACGUGCUAGAGGGUUAGUUUUUGGGAUCCGAAGACAGAACAGUGUGAAUAGUGGCAUCCUUCUGCCAGUGAGCAAAGACAAGACGGAGUUACAGAAGUCUCCCUCCACUUCCUGUCUCUACGGAAAGAAACUCUCCAAUGGCUCGAUUGUGCCCCUGGAAGAUAGCCUGAACCUCAUCGAAGUGGCCACAGAAGCACCCAGGAAGAAAACCGGCUAUUUUGCUGCCCCUGCUCAGCUGGAGCCAGAGGACCAGUUCGUUGUUCCUCGUGACCUCGAAGAAGAAGUGAAGGAACAAAUGAAGCACCACCAGGAAAGCAGGCCUGAGCCUGAUUCCAGCGAAGAGGGUCGGACCGAGCUCGCAGAGGAGUUUGACACGGCGCUGUAG
Molecule: messenger RNA, 4062 nt
Organism: Lipotes vexillifer (Yangtze River dolphin)
Lineage: Eukaryota; Metazoa; Chordata; Mammalia; Artiodactyla; Lipotidae
Gene: PHLPP2
Product: PH domain and leucine rich repeat protein phosphatase 2
Exons: 19
Coding region: 1-4062 (1353 amino acids)
Cellular component (GO): cytoplasm
Molecular function (GO): protein binding
Source: RefSeq, a predicted model, not a curated record